Sapajus apella (tufted capuchin) is the source of this 787-nucleotide messenger RNA. RefSeq names its product E3 ubiquitin-protein ligase UHRF1-like. Gene Ontology annotation, biological process: negative regulation of gene expression via chromosomal CpG island methylation. Gene Ontology annotation, molecular function: ubiquitin protein ligase activity. The record is from RefSeq and is a predicted model, not a curated record. Bases 283 to 729 code for a protein of 148 amino acids. NCBI's taxonomy places the organism in Eukaryota, Metazoa, Chordata, Mammalia, Primates, Cebidae. The transcript is spliced from 4 exons.
GUGGGUCACUGCGCCCGGCUUACUUAGAAUAAAUUGAAAUGUAAACGACCUUGUGUACCAAGUGGCCCGUGAUGUGGACAGGGCAGGAUGGUCAUGGUGCCAGGCAGGGACAGCCAUGCAUGCACGUGUGGGCAGAGGGCACUGGUCGGCUGGGACGUCUGCCAGUCUGGGUGUGGGCAGUGACCAUCCCGACCUCACAGGUACUGCCCCGAGUGCCGGAAUGACGCCAGCGAGGUGGUGCUGGCGGGCGAGCGGUUGCGAGAGAGCAAAAAGAAGGCGAAGAUGGCCUCGGCCACGUCGUCCUCACAGCGGGACUGGGGCAAGGGCAUGGCGUGUGUGGGCCGCACCAAGGAGUGCACCAUCGUCCCGUCCAACCACUAUGGACCCAUCCCGGGCAUCCCCGUGGGCACCAUGUGGCGGUUCCGUGUCCAGGUCAGCGAGUCAGGCGUCCACCGACCCCACGUGGCCGGCAUCCACGGCCGGAGCAACGAUGGAGCGUACUCUCUCGUCCUGGCUGGGGGCUACGAGGAUGACGUGGACCAUGGGAAUUUUUUCACAUACACAGGUAGUGGUGGCCGAGACCUUUCCGGCAACAAGAGGACCGCGGAACAGUCCUGUGAUCAGAAACUCACCAACACCAACAGGUUCGUGGAAUCGGCCUUCCGACUUCCUCGCCGGCACACGUCGGCAGUCCUUGGUUCUGUUUUGGGCCUCAUGUCCAGCAAGUGAUAGUCUUGUUGGGAGCGCGGUGGAACAUAGAGAUGGCCUCCGUUUGGUUCCUCCCUUG